This is a messenger RNA of Emericellopsis cladophorae, 1233 nucleotides long. RefSeq lists its product as uncharacterized. NCBI's taxonomy places the organism in Eukaryota, Fungi, Ascomycota, Sordariomycetes, Hypocreales, Bionectriaceae. The coding region runs from base 1 to 1233 and encodes 410 amino acids. Gene Ontology annotation, molecular function: protein binding. The record is from RefSeq and is a predicted model, not a curated record. The transcript is spliced from 2 exons.
AUGCAGGGCUACGCGUCGCCCUCUCCGGCGGCCUCUAAUCCUGCAGGUGGUCCUCCGCUCCCCGAGGGUUGGAUAUCUCAGUGGAACGAGCAGUACCGAGCCUGGUUCUUCGUCAACACUCAGACUGGAGUAUCACAAUGGGAGCCUCCUGCAGGUGCGCGACCUCCUGCGCACCCGCCUCAACCCGGCGCAGGCGCACCUCCUGCCCAAGGCCAUAAUACUGGAACGAACCCGUUCCGUCCCAAUCCGACAGCACAUCAAACGCAGGAUGAGGCGCUAGCAGCCAAGUUACAGGCAGAGGAGAAUGCGCGACACGGCCAGCCGUCGCAUUCUCCAGCGCCGCCGCAAUCCCAUGGCGCCAUCCCACCCGCCGCGGCAGGGAGUGACGCUGAGCUGGCUGCUAAGCUUCAGGCCGAGGAAGAGGCCCGCGCGCGAGGCCAUUCCUCCCAGCAUGGCUAUCCUCCCUAUGGGCCAGGGCAAGCAGGCGGGCCGCCGCCGUUCGGGCAGCAGCCAUCGUACUCUGGUGCACCACCUGGCGGGCCGGGUGGCCCAUACCCUCCUCAGCAAGCGUACGGCGGCGGUCUGCAGCCUCCGGCAUCAUAUGGUCAGUCGCCAAGCCCGGGCCCGCACCCAGACCAGCCCUACGGACAGAGUCCCGGACCAUACCCCCCACACGGCCAGUCGCAUCAGCAACAGCACUAUGGACAGCAAUCCCAGUACGGCCACGAGGCUUCCGGGAGCGGAUCAAAGGGCAGUGGUGGCCUCCUAGGGAAGCUUACCAGCAAGGCCAAGAGCAAGCUGGCCGCUGCUGGGCUGGGAGGUGCCGCAGCCGGCGCCGGGCACGGAAUGUCCCAGCAUGGAUCGCACCAUAACCAGCACGGUAAUGCUGGGUAUCCUGGACAAUACCAGCAGUCACAUGGUCAGUACCCCCAGCAAGGACACUAUCCUCAUCAUGGUGGAUUUGCGCCGCCCGGCAUGCUGCACAAGAAGAAGAAGAACAAGUUGGGGAUGCCAUUGGGCGCCGCAGCCGGCGGUAUGGGUGUAGGCAUGCUUGGCGGUGCCCUCCUGAGCGGUGGCAUGGGCGGUGGCCAUGGCGGAGGCUACUACGGCGACGAGCAGCAGGGUGAAUAUGGCGGCGAUGCGGGCUCCAUUUCCAGUUCGGACCCUGGAGGCAGCGACUACUCGGGCGGUGGUGAUGAUGAUUUUGGUGGGGGCGAUGACUUUGGAGAGUAG